UGCCCUCGAUCACCCACCACUCCACUCCACUCCACUCCAAGGACCACCCAGAGAUAUACCAAGCCUGACUGAUAUACCUAGCAUGUCCAAGGAACCCUCAAAAUCCUGCGUCGUCAGGCUAACUAACUAUCCUGCUAUCCGGAACGCCCCAUUGAUUGUUGAGGGAAAUGGCAGAUUCUCGAAUAAGGAAAUGAUCGCCGCGGUAAUUUUCGUGCCUUACCUGGCAGGAAAAUUUUUGAUCCCAGGGAUCACGAUCAGGUUUUUAUCCUAUGGACAUAUCUUCUUAGCCAUCAUCUUGGCCCCGGCGGUCAUCAUAAGCUAUUGGGCGUUGAAUUCGAUCUAUGCCAGCCAAGUGACGAACCAAGUCGCGUUGCCUAACAACAAGCAAUCCAGCUACUUCAUCUUCAAGGAUCCCAAACUUUCUCAAGCUUACAACCCUGAUAACCCUGGCAGUAAACGGAUUCCUAUGCAGAUUUGGCACGAUGCCUUUUUCGAGGGCAAGAUCGAAAUCAAACGUGACAUGAUGGAACUGCUCGAAUAUAGACACGACUGGGCCGCGUUCCACAUGACACCCGAACUGUUCAAAUAUGUGGUGACUAGAUUGAUACCUGAGGUGAUAUUACACACCACGUCUCAAGAUGAAGAGCAAGUACGAGGCCAUUACGAUCGAGGAGACGAUUUCUAUUCCUGGUUCCUUGGACCACGUAUGAUCUAUACCUCGGGGAUCAUAUCCGAUCCCGACAGGGAAGAAACCUUAGAAGAAUUACAAGAUAACAAAUUGAAACUAGUCUGUCAAAAGCUCGACCUUCAACCGGAGGACAACCUUUUAGAUAUCGGAUGUGGAUGGGGAACUUUGGCCGCCUUUGCAGCCAAGAACUACGGCUGCAAAGCCACCGGUGUCACCCUAGGAAAAAAUCAAACCAAGUUCGGUAACGAUCGACUCGCCGCCAAUGGAAUUCCAUCAACCCAGGCCAAGAUCGUCUGUCAUGAUGCACGAGAGAUCCCCGCGGAGCCUAAAGGAAGAUACACCAAGAUCUCCUGUCUCGAGAUGGCCGAGCAUGUCGGGAUCAGACGAUACCCGGACUUCUUAAAACAGGUCUAUGACUUACUCGCUGACGACGGAACGAUGGUCUUCCAAGUUGCUGGGAUCCGACCCAAUUGGCAAUACGAAGACCUGAUCUGGGGUCUCUUCAUGAACAAAUACAUCUUCCCUGGCGCCGAUGCUUCAUUAUCCUUGGGAUGGGUGAUCACUAAACUCGAGCAAGCCGGCUUCGAAGUCAAAUCCGUCGACGUUCUCGGCGUCCAUUACUCGGCUACCCUCUACCGUUGGUACAAAAAUUGGAAGUCUAACGAAGCCAAAGUCAAAGCCAAAUACGGCGAUAAAUGGUACAGGAUCUGGGAGUUUUUCUUGGCUUAUUCGGUCAUUACUUCUCGACAAGGAAGUGUCUCGUUAUUCCAGAUUACCGUCCACAAGAACUUGAACACAUUCCACCGAGUCGAAGGAGUCAAGACGCACACUUCGUUGGACACGCUCAAAGAGCCAUCAAUCGUUCAACGACGUUCGUUCGAAGAAGUCAUCUGUCAACCAGUCCCCGGAAGUUAAGAGCCUGUCAUAAAUGCAGACAAUUUGGAUAUGCCUCUAAGAUGACACUUAGCUACCAUGACUGCCACAUAGCCUCUCUGUCCUGACACCCCUGUUUCUCAAGAUCUUUCUCUUGUUUCCUUCUUGCAAUCAAUGGAUGGAUCUUUCCUAUCUAUUCCCGACAUUCACUUAUCGAAUCCGGCUAACCAGGUUACGUCCAUUAUAUGGGAUAUGAACCUGUAGCUAUUUUCAAACUUAGAAGAUAACGUGACCACUGUUGAUCACCGGUUUUGCAAUCGUCAACAGAUGUCAAACUCUCCUGACUUUGGAGAUGUCAAUUAUUUCAGAUUUCUGAUGGAAGAUCAAUAGAUGAGCUGAUACUCUCCUUCAUGCAAAAAAAAGAAGGGAUGCACUUUUCAGUCCCAGAUCUAGCACUUGCUUACCUUACUUGGGGGUAUCAUCUUUAUGCUCCAUACGCUGUCUAGACAAGAACUUUAGAAAGAUGUCCCCAUGCAUGGGACUCAUUAAUUAAAUUCUUGAGAAUGAAGAACAGAUGAAUGUAUUAAUGGUCAAUACCAUGUCACCAUAUCAACCCCACAACAUGGUGAAGGAAAAUUUCUUGUUCACAUCAUCUUUGUCUCGGCACAUCCCUUCAUUGAUUUUUUACUUGGAAGAUAGAGAACCAACUGUUUAUAGCCACAAAGCCACA
This is a messenger RNA of Puccinia graminis f. sp. tritici CRL 75-36-700-3, 2291 nucleotides long. RefSeq names its product cyclopropane-fatty-acyl-phospholipid synthase. Gene Ontology annotation, biological process: cellular response to biotic stimulus. NCBI's taxonomy places the organism in Eukaryota, Fungi, Basidiomycota, Pucciniomycetes, Pucciniales, Pucciniaceae. The transcript has 4 exons. The record is from RefSeq and is a predicted model, not a curated record. The coding region runs from base 83 to 1603 and encodes 506 amino acids.